Messenger RNA from Acanthosepion pharaonis, 453 nucleotides. The record is from the annotation of a GenBank genome assembly. Lineage: Eukaryota; Metazoa; Mollusca; Cephalopoda; Sepiida; Sepiidae.
AUGCUGAAGGUAACAUCAAAAAGUGACAAAUCAAAUUUUAUCUAUCUAUCUAUCUAUCUAUCUAUCUAUCUAUCUAUCUAUCUAUCUAUCUAUCUAUCACAGACUGUUCAUAUCUAUCUAUCUAUCUAUCACAGACUGUCUCAGUCUGUCUUUUGUUGCUCUUUGUUCGGGUCUCAGUCUUUUGUUGAUCUUGGUUCAGGUCUCAGUCUGUCUUUUGUUGAUCUUGGUUCAUGUCUCAGUCUGUCUUUUGUUGAUCUUGGUUCAGGUCUCAGUCUGUCUUUUGUUGAUCUUGGUCUCAGUCUGUCUUUUGUUGAUCUUGGUUCAGGUCUCAGCCUGUACUUUCUUGAUGUUGGUUCAGGUCUCAGUCUGUCUUUUGUUGAUAUUGGUUCAUGUCUCAGUCUGUCGUUUUUUGGUCUUGGUUUGGUUCUCAGUCUGUUUUUUGUACCAUUCUAA